AGGACAAGAGGCUUGCGGCGCGGAGCAGCGCUUUUGCAGAGUGCGGGACGCAGCUGACGUGCGCCCACGAGUGGGAGAGCCGCGGGGCUGCAGGCCAUGGCGGCGACCUCGGUGGUGUCCGUGCGGCUGGUGGCGGCGGAGAGGAACCAAUGGCAGCGUUUCCCGAGCUUGCUGCCGCCGCCGAGGAGAUGGGCUUGGAAGCAAAGAACCAUGAAGUAUGCAACAACCACAGGAUGCAACAUUACCAAAGUCCUCAUUGCCAACAGAGGAGAAAUCGCCUGCAGGGUGAUGCGAACAGCUAAAAAAAUGGGUAUACAGUCCGUGGCUGUUUACAGUGAGGCUGACAGGAACUCCAUGCAUGUGGAUAUGGCAGAUGAAGCGCAUUUCAUUGGUCCUGCUCCCUCUCAGCAGAGCUACCUAUCGAUGGAGAAAAUCAUUCAAGUGGCCAAGAUCUCUGCUGCACAGGCUAUCCAUCCUGGGUACGGUUUUCUUUCAGAAAACAUGGAAUUUGCUGAACUAUGUAAGCAAGAAGGAAUUAUUUUUAUAGGUCCUCCCUCGUCUGCAAUUAGGGACAUGGGUAUAAAGAGUACAUCCAAAUCCAUAAUGGCUGCUGCUGGAGUGCCUGUUGUGGAAGGUUAUCACGGUGAGGACCAGACAGACCAGUGCCUCAGAGAGCAUGCUGGGAGGAUCGGCUACCCCGUCAUGAUCAAAGCCGUCCGUGGUGGAGGAGGAAAAGGUAUGAGGAUCGCUAGAUCGGAAAAAGAAUUUCAAGAACAGUUGGAAUCAGCCCGGAGGGAAGCGAAGAAGUCUUUCAAUGAUGACGCUAUGCUGAUUGAGAAGUUUGUGGACACUCCAAGGCAUGUAGAAGUCCAGGUGUUUGGUGAUCACCAUGGCAAUGCUGUGUACUUGUUUGAGAGAGACUGUAGUGUCCAGAGGAGGCAUCAGAAGAUCAUUGAGGAAGCCCCAGGGCCUGGUAUUAAACCUGAAGUAAGAAAAAGGCUUGGGGAAGCUGCAGUCCGAGCUGCUAAAGCUGUAAAUUAUGUCGGAGCAGGAACUGUGGAGUUUAUUAUGGACUCAAAGCACGAUUUCUACUUCAUGGAGAUGAAUACAAGGCUGCAAGUGGAACAUCCUGUUACUGAGAUGAUCACAGGAACUGACUUGGUGGAGUGGCAGAUUAAGGUUGCAGCAGGAGAGAAGAUUCCUUUGAGCCAGGAAGAAAUAACUCUCCGGGGCCACGCGUUUGAAGCUAGAAUAUACGCAGAAGACCCUCACAAUAACUUCAUGCCGGGGGCCGGACCACUGGUGCAUCUCGCCACCCCUCCCGCGGACCUUUCCACGAGGAUUGAAACCGGGGUGCGGCAAGGGGAUGAAGUGUCAGUGCAUUAUGACCCCAUGAUUGCAAAGCUGGUCGUGUGGGCUGCAGAUCGCCAGGCGGCCUUGACCAAGCUGAGGUACAGCCUUCGUCAGUACCACAUUGUCGGACUGCACACCAACAUUGACUUCCUCCUCAGGCUGGCUGGCCACCCGGAGUUCAAAGCUGGGAACGUGCACACUGACUUCAUCCCUCAGCACCGGGAAGAACUGCUGCCCAGUCGGAAGGCCACAGCCAAAGAGUUUUUAUGCCAGGCAGCUCUGGGCCUCAUCCUCAAGGAGAAAGCCAUGUCAGAUGCUUUCCAAAUUCAGACACAAGAUCAAUAUUCUCCUUUUGCAUCCAGCAGUGGAAGAAGACUGAAUAUUUCUUUCACCAGAAACAUGACUCUUAGGGAUGGUGAAAACAAUGUAGCCAUCGCUGUAACAUACAACCAGGAUGGGUCAUAUAGCAUGCAGAUUGGAGAUAAAACUUUCCAAGUCCUUGGUGAUCUUCAUAGUGAGGGAGACUGUACUUACUUGAAAUGUUCUAUAAAUGGAGUUUCUAGUAAAACUAAGUUAAUUAUCCUGGAAAACACAAUUUACCUAUUUUCUGUGGAAGGAACUGUUCAGUUUGACAUUCCAGUCCCCAAAUACUUGUCAGUGAGCUCAGAAGGAACUCAGGGAGGAGCAAUAGCGCCCAUGACUGGAACCAUUGAGAAGGUGUUCGUAAAAGCUGGAGACAAGGUCAAAGCUGGAGAUUCUCUAAUGGUCAUGAUCGCCAUGAAGAUGGAACACACCAUAAAGGCUCCCAAGGACGGCACGAUCAAGAGAGUGCUCUACAAAGAAGGCGCUCAGGCCAACAGACAAGCUCCUCUAGUCGAGUUUGAGUGAGAGGAAUCCGACGGAAGGGAAGCAGAACACACUCCCAUCAAAGAGAUGGCCGGCGAAACAUUAUCUUAAGUACAGUAUCUCUACACCAAAAAGAGCAAGUGCCUUCCUGCUUUUCUCGGGGUUUUAUUAAAUGAUUCUAUGAUUAUGUUAAAGCCCUUUCGUAUUUGAGAAUCAUACACUUGGAUCACAAAUAAUAAAUUAUCUUAAAAUAUUUCAUACUAAUAAAGUUGAAUUACACUUUUUUA
Myotis lucifugus (little brown bat) is the source of this 2486-nucleotide messenger RNA. RefSeq names its product methylcrotonoyl-CoA carboxylase 1 (gene MCCC1). The coding region runs from base 97 to 2241 and encodes 714 amino acids. The transcript is spliced from 19 exons. Gene Ontology annotation, cellular component: mitochondrion. Lineage: Eukaryota; Metazoa; Chordata; Mammalia; Chiroptera; Vespertilionidae. The record is from RefSeq and is a predicted model, not a curated record. Gene Ontology annotation, molecular function: methylcrotonoyl-CoA carboxylase activity; ATP binding; metal ion binding.